AUGAUCAUUGUUCAUGGGCUACCAUUUCUUUUCUCUGAAUAUGAAAUGCUAAAUUUAUUGAUGAGGACCGCAACUCCAUAUUAUCAGAAGAUUAGUCGUGCUACUGUGAAAAAAGAUUGUACAACUUCUUAUGAAAUUGAGAAGAAAAAAGUUAUGGAAUCAUUAAAAGAUGUGAAUAGGGUUAGUGUGACUACUGAUUUAUGGAAGUCAGAUCAGAAGGUUUCAUAUAUGAUUGUCACUUGUCACUAUGUGGACUCUAGUUGGAAUUUGCAAAAGCGGAAUUUAAGUUUUUUAGAUAUUCCUCCACCUCAUAAUGGUGUUUCCAUUUGUGAUGUGUUAAAUAAGUGCUUGGUUAAAUGGAGAAUUGAGAAUAAGAUAUGGUCAAUUAUAGUUGAUAAUGCUAGCUAUAAUGAUGUAGCUGUGAGGAUGUUGAAGGAUAACGUCUCCUAUAAAAAUAAUUUUCCUCUUGCUGGUAAAUUAUUUCAUGUAAGAUGUUGUGCACACAUCUUGAAUCUUUUGGUGCAAGAUGGGUUAUCUGAGAUUCAAGAUAUUAUUUUCAAUGUGCAUGAAAGUGUGAAACAUAUACCUGCCUCAGAGACUCAUGUUAAUAUAUUUAGUGAAAUUUCAAACCAAUUGAAACAAUCUUCGAAGAAACUUGUUUUGGAUUGUUGCACGAGGUGGAAUGCCACAUUUUGUAUGCUAUCGACUGCUUUAGAGUUCAAAGAUGUUUUCCCUAGAUAUGCAGCAAGGGAUGCAACUUAUACUUUUUUGCCAAGCGAGGAGGAUUGGAAGAAGGUUAGUGUUGUUUGUUCAUUUUUUGAGGAAUUUAAUGAAAUAACUCAUCUUAUUUUGGGAAGUGAAUAUCCUACUUCUAACUUGUUCCUUACUGAACUUUACACCAUUAAAAAGUUGUUAAAUGAAGCAAGUGCAGAUGAAGGAAGUUUCAUAGUAGAAAUGAUUAACAAGAUGAAGACUAAAUUUGAUAAAUAUUGGUGUGAUAACAACUUAUUGAUCUCUAUAGUAGCAGUUUUAGAUCCAAGGAACAAGAUGAAGUUGAUUGAAUGGUGUUUUCCGGAGAUAUAUUCAGUUGGUGAUGCAAUUGAGCACAUUUCUAUGGUUUGUGAGACAUUACACAUUUUGUAUAAUGAGUAUGUUGAAGCUCAUAAAACUAGUGUUGACAGUAGCAAUGUUCAAAGUGAAACUCAAAGAGAAAGUUCUAUUGGUAGGAGUAAUUUAAAUGGAAGAGGAAGAGGUAAAGUAAUAGCACAAUUUUCUAGUUACAUAAAGAACAUUAACCGUGUUGAGCAAGUAAAAUUUGAACUAGAAGUGUAUUUGGAUGAAGGGUGUGUUAUUUGUGAAGAUGAAACUGACUUUGAUGCAUUGUCAUGGUGGAGAAUUAACAACUUAAAAUUUAGGAUCUUAUCAAAAAUGGCUUGCGAUGUAUUAUCAAUUCCGAUAACUACAGUUUCUUCUGAAUUGGCUUUUAGUGCCGGUGGUAGGGUAAUUGAUCCUCAUCAUGGCUCUUUGGCAACAAAUAUAGUCCAAAUGUUGCUCUGUGCAUCGAUUGGUUGCGUGCUUAUUAUGGAAUCAAGAAAAAAAAUCAAAGGUGAUUUUAACGAGCUCGAUUUCGAGCUCGAUUAUGUGCAUAACAAGCUCGAGCGCGAUUAUGUGCCUAACGAGCUUGAGCUCAAUUAUGUGCCUAAUGAGCUCGAGACUAACGAGCUCAAGCUCGAGCCUAACGAGCUUGUUUAA
Molecule: messenger RNA, 1752 nt
Organism: Zingiber officinale
Lineage: Eukaryota; Viridiplantae; Streptophyta; Magnoliopsida; Zingiberales; Zingiberaceae
Product: zinc finger BED domain-containing protein RICESLEEPER 2-like
Exons: 2
Coding region: 1-1752 (583 amino acids)
Molecular function (GO): DNA binding; protein dimerization activity
Source: RefSeq, a predicted model, not a curated record